AUGGUUAUACAGAAGAUCUGUUGCCUUGGAGCGGGCUACGUCGGCGGUCCGACCUGCAGUGUGAUCGCGUUGAAAUGUCCCAACAUAAAAGUCACUGUGUGCGACAAGAGCGUUGAGCGCAUUAACCAGUGGAACUCCGAGAAGCUGCCGAUAUACGAGCCGGGGCUGGACGAGGUGGUGAAGCAGUGCCGCGGCAGGAACCUGUUCUUCUCUACGGACAUCGCGAGGAGCAUACAGGAGGCCGAUCUGAUCUUCAUAUCGGUGAAUACGCCGACCAAGACCUUCGGCAAUGGUAAGGGCCGCGCGGCGGACUUAAAGUAUAUCGAGGGUGCCGCCAGGAUGAUCGCCGAUCUGGCUACCAGCAACAAGAUCGUGGUGGAGAAGAGCACGGUACCCGUUAGGGCGGCCGAAAUCAUCAUGAAGAUCCUCCGGGCGAAUACUAAACCAGGUGUCGAAUACCAGAUCCUGUCGAAUCCCGAAUUUCUAGCCGAGGGCACAGCAAUAGUUGACCUAGUUGAAGCCGACAGGGUCCUGAUCGGAGGUGAGGACACGCCCGAAGGCCAGAAGGCUGUGCAGGAGCUGUGCUGGGUGUAUGAACAUUGGAUCCCAGCUAAAAACAUCUUAACAACUAACACAUGGAGUUCGGAACUGUCUAAACUAGCAGCGAAUGCCUUCCUGGCACAGAGGAUAUCCAGUAUAAAUUCCUUAUCGGCUGUCUGUGAAGUGACUGGAGCAGAUGUUUCUGAAGUGGCCCGGGCUGUGGGUAGGGAUUCCAGAAUUGGUCCCAAAUUCCUCGAAGCCUCGAUAGGUUUCGGCGGCAGUUGCUUCCAGAAGGACAUCCUCAACUUGAUAUAUCUAUGUGAGUGCCUAAACCUACCUGAGGUGGCCGCUUACUGGCAGCAAGUGGUGAACCUCAAUGAAUAUCAGAAGACCCGUUUCACUAGGAAAGUGAUUGAAUCCCUGUUUAACACGGUCACAGAUAAAAAGAUUGCUAUACUCGGCUUUUCAUUCAAAAAGAACACCGGAGACACCCGAGAGUCCCCUGCAAUAUAUGUGUGUAAGACCCUGCUAGACGAAGGGGCCAAGUUGCACAUAUACGAUCCAAAGGUUGAGACGGACCAGAUCUACUACGAGCUGACGACGCCGUACGUCACAGCUGAGCCCGAAGCAGUCCGGAAGAACAUCGAAAUACACAACACCGCUUAUUCGGCAGUCUCAGGAGCUCACGCGCUAGUGCUGUGCACAGAAUGGGACGAGUUCAAACAGCUGGACUUCAAAAAGAUCUAUGAAGUCAUGAUGAAGCCCGCUUACAUCUUCGACGGCAGGAAGAUACUUGACCAUGAAGCGUUGUUGAAUAUCGGGUUCCAUGUGCAAACAAUUGGCAAGCGGCUAUCAAGGACUGGGAGUAUCAGGGCGCAAGGGAGCCAGACACUACCA
Messenger RNA from Iphiclides podalirius (scarce swallowtail), 1437 nucleotides. The record is from the annotation of a GenBank genome assembly. Lineage: Eukaryota; Metazoa; Arthropoda; Insecta; Lepidoptera; Papilionidae.